GCUGAAGCACACUGCACAUUUAGCUUGCUCAGCGCUGGCGCUCUUCAACGGCAAACUUUUGCGCCCCAUAUCCUUUGCAGUGAAGUCUCCCUUGGAGCUCUACGCGUGAGCUUUCAUUGUCUCCAACGUCGGCAAGGACGCGCCAUUCAGGAUGGUCAGCUCCUGUCAACCGAUACGGGAUGAUCUGGCAGCGUGCCUCUUGGCUUCAGAUUGCGUCGUCAAAGAAGGCAACUCGCCCAAAGACUGCUUGCAGAGCCAUCUUCGCGACUUGCCAAUGGACUGCCAGCACUUGUAUAAAAGCUAUGUUGAGUGCCGCAGAGGGCUACUCGACAUGAGGAAGCGAUUUCGUGGAAUGGCUCCUACUCCAGGGCGAUCCAAUCUUGCGCCAGGAAGCACUACAAACGUCGAGACCGCCGCAUCGUCUGGUACCGAUGCAUCACAGCAAGUGCCGCCGUAGACUGUUGAAGCCACACGCUUUCCGCUACCACCAAACCGUAUUGCCGUCGCCUCGAUCCCGCACCACAAGGCGGCCGCCUGUGCUAGACCUCAGCAUUGACAUGUCGCAGGCAUCCUGGCGAAGAUGCAAUGACUACGUCGUCACGUCACGAAGAACACGUCCUCAGAGGAUGCUGACCAGCAUGAGUGCGACCUGUGUCUCGUUCUUCGCAUGCGUCGAUACAGGCCCAUGGCGCACUGUCCUCUCUCUAGCGCCUUGUCGCCAGAUUCAAAGCAAAUUUGUUGGCAGGGGGCACACCGCAGGCACAUUGGGGCAGUUGGAAGCUCUAUGAAGCCGAUGCUGUCUUGAAAGACUAUGAAAUGCACUACACGCGACUUGGUUAAUUGCAAGCAAUGCAUGUCAUGUCAAAC
Molecule: messenger RNA, 867 nt
Organism: Tilletiaria anomala UBC 951
Lineage: Eukaryota; Fungi; Basidiomycota; Exobasidiomycetes; Georgefischeriales; Tilletiariaceae
Exons: 3
Coding region: 152-457 (101 amino acids)
Biological process (GO): mitochondrial respiratory chain complex IV assembly
Cellular component (GO): mitochondrion
Source: RefSeq, a predicted model, not a curated record